Molecule: messenger RNA, 4448 nt
Organism: Aethalodelphis obliquidens (Pacific white-sided dolphin)
Lineage: Eukaryota; Metazoa; Chordata; Mammalia; Artiodactyla; Delphinidae
Gene: DYM
Product: dymeclin
Exons: 17
Coding region: 330-2339 (669 amino acids)
Biological process (GO): Golgi organization
Cellular component (GO): Golgi apparatus
Source: RefSeq, a predicted model, not a curated record
CCGCCGGCUAGAGCGCGCCGGGGCUUUCGGUACCCCGGGCGUUCUCCGUAGCUUCCCUCUGCUCUCCCCGCCCCUGGGCCUCCGCACUGACGCUGUCCGGGCGGGAGCCGAGCCGGAGUCGGAGUCGGAGCCGGAGCCGCAGAGACGUGGAAACAUGGACGCCUGAGCCGGUGUGCGCCAACCCGGCUGCGGCGGCGACCGCGGCUUGUUCUGUCCCCUCUGCCACCCGUUCGUCCGUCCGUGAGCUGGAAGCGGAUCUCUCCGCCGGCUGAGACAGGUUGUCUUGUGGAAAUGAAGGUUUAAGGACAAGUUAUCUACCAGAUUAAAAGAUGGGAUCGAAUAGCAGCAGAAUUGGUGAUCUUCCUAAAAAUGAGUACUUAAAAAAGUUAUCAGGCACAGAAUCUGUCUCUGAGAAUGACCCGUUCUGGAAUCAGCUACUGUCAUUUUCUUUCCCUGCACCAACUAGCAGUACCGAGUUGAAGCUCUUGGAGGAGGCAACCAUUUCAGUCUGCAGGUCUUUAGUUGAAAACAAUCCUCGAACAGGAAACCUUGGUGCACUAAUUAAGGUCUUCCUGUCUAGAACCAAAGAACUAAAACUUUCAGCAGAAUGUCAGAACCACAUCUUCAUUUGGCAGACACACAAUGCUUUGUUUAUUAUUUGCUGUUUGCUGAAAGUGUUCAUUUAUGAGAUGUCAGAGGAAGAGUUACAACUUCAUUUUACUUAUGAAGAAAAAUCUCCUGGCAGUUACAGUUCUGACUCAGAAGAUCUUUUGGAAGAAUUGCUGUGCUGUUUGAUGCAGUUAAUCACUGAUAUUCCACUCUUAGAUAUUACAUAUGAAAUAUCAGUAGAAGCUGUGUCAACAAUGGUGGUCUUCCUUUCCUGCCAACUCUUCCACAAGGAAGUUUUGCGACAGAGCAUCAGUCACAAGUAUUUGAUGCGAGGUCGAUGCCUCCCAUAUACCAGCAAACUUGUAAAGACCUUGUUGUAUAACUUCAUCAGGCAAGAAAAGCCGCCUCCUCCAGGAGCACACGUUUUCCCUCAGCAGUCAGAUGCGGGAGGGCUGCUGUAUGGACUGGCAUCAGGAGUAGCAACUGGACUCUGGACUGUUUUCACACUGGGCGGUGUGGGCAGCAAAGCGGCUGCUGCUCCAGAAGUUUCUUCCCCUCUGGCCAACCAGAGUCUCCUGCUUCUGCUGAUUCUGGCCAACCUGACAGAUGCUGCAGAUGCACCAAACCCCUACAGACAGGCCAUCAUGUCCUUUAAGAAUACACAAGAUAGCAGUCCUUUCCCCUCGUCAAUUCCACAUGCUUUCCAGAUUAACUUUAACAGUUUGUAUAUGGCCCUGUGUGAACAGCAGACAUCUGAUCAAGCAACUCUUCUUUUGUAUACAUUGCUCCAUCAGAAUAGUAAUAUUAGAACAUACAUGUUGGCUCGCACAGAUAUGGAAAAUCUUGUUUUACCAAUUCUCGAGAUUCUGUAUCAUGUGGAAGAAAGAAAUUCACACCAUGUCUAUAUGGCCCUUAUAGUAUUGUUGAUCCUUACAGAAGAUGAUGGCUUCAAUAGAUCCAUUCAUGAAGUGAUGUUAAAAAAUAUUACUUGGUAUUCAGAACGAGUUUUAACUGAAAUUUCACUGGGGAGUCUCCUGAUACUGGUUGUAAUAAGAACUAUUCAGUACAACAUGACAAGGACAAGAGACAAGUACCUUCACACAAAUUGUUUGGCAGCUUUAGCAAAUAUGUCGGCACAGUUUCGUUCUCUCCAUCAAUAUGCUGCCCAGAGGAUCAUCAGCUUGUUUUCCUUGCUGUCUAAAAAACACAACAAAGUUCUGGAACAAGCCACACAGUCCUUGAGAGGUUCGCUGAGUUCCAAUGAUGUUCCUCUACCAGAUUAUGCACAAGACCUAAAUGUCAUCGAAGAAGUGAUUCGAAUGAUGUUAGAGAUCAUCAACUCCUGCCUGACAAACUCUCUUCAUCACAAUCCAAAUUUGGUGUAUGCACUUCUUUACAAACGAGAUCUCUUUGAACAAUUUCGAACACAUCCUUCAUUUCAGGAUAUCAUGCAAAAUAUUGAUCUGGUGAUCACCUUCUUUAGCUCGAGGUUGCUACAAGCUGGAGCUGAGCUGUCAGUGGAACGGGUUCUGGAAAUCAUCAAGCAAGGAGUCGUCGCACUGCCCAAGGACAGGCUGAAGAAAUUUCCAGAACUGAAAUUCAAAUAUGUGGAAGAGGAGCAGCCCGAGGAGUUUUUUAUCCCCUAUGUCUGGUCCCUGGUGUACAACUCAGCAGUAGGCCUGUACUGGAACCCUCAGGACAUCCAGCUGUUCACGAUGGAUUCCGACUGAGGACGGGACGCCGUCUCCCACCCUGACCCCCUCCAGCCAAGCAGCCCUUCUAGUCAUUUUCUUUCUGGGGAACAGAGGUAGACAGAUUCCCUGGUGCGUCUUCUGUUAAAGAGGGUCACACAGUCGUGUUUUCCUUGCACACUUGGGUUUGGAGAAUUGGUGCCAGUUGGCAGUAGAUCACUCAGUUUAGAUUAUAGUGCAAAAAGGGAGGGGAGUUACACAACAAUAAUAAAUGUAAAAACCUGCUAUUUCACAUGCAAUUUUAUUUCUAAACCAAAAAUCUAGAGCUUUUCCAGGAACCUGAUGCCUUAGGCGUAUAACACUGUACCAGUACAUACUUCUUUUUCUUUUCUUUCUUUUCUUUUUUUUUCUUUUCCCCCCCUGCAUGUUCAGGAUUUUUGUUUUGGUCGUGUGUGUGUGUGUUUCAACAUUGAGAAAUACCAACCUGAAAAGAUGACAAGACAGGAAUUAAUAAGGAAAUGAAGCCGUGUAUGCAUGCAGUUGCCUUUCAGAAGGCCCAUGAUAUAAGCCUGCGCGGUUGGAUAUAAGCCUUUAGAUCCUGGAAUCUUUCCCUCAAAGAAAGAAGUGGCUCCUUCUCAUGCAGCCCGGAUUAGCUUUUUUGUGGAUUUGGCCUCUGAGCUGUAGCUGAAUUAAGUUGGAGUCUAGACUAAUAGGAGAAAAAGGAGACCGAUUUGAUUAAUACAGUAUUCCACAUGAGAGUAAACACAUGUUUUUCUCUCCACUUCUGACUUUGUUUAAACUCUUUGGGGCCUGUGUGAUCGCAGUUGUCUCCCUGAGCUUCUCUGAGGGAAACAGCCGCUGGGGUCGCCCUGAGCAGAGCAGUGGGCACUGAGGACAGAGGGGACAGGCCUUUCGAGUCACGCUCUAGGUCCAUGGCCACCCCUUCCCGGCCUAAUUUCACUCUCAAAGACACAAGAAGUAUUUGCUUUUCUGCAUAGGAAGCACAUAAUCCCAGAUGAGACCGACCGAGCACCCGUUUCAGCCUGCCGUUGCCUAAUCUGUAUCGGAGGCAGCUUCUCUCCCCGUCCCUGUGUCCCCGGCCUGGAGGCUGGAGUCAUUUUGGUUCAUCACCAUCUUCUGAGGGUCUGGGAGGAGACAGCUUCUGUCACACCGAGCUCUGGGAAAGGCUGAAAGCAUGACGUGUCAGUGCACGUCCAUGUGGUUUCCGCUCAUGAAAAGCCUGGCCGCUCCAUCACCUCAGCAGCCUCUGAGGUCGGCCAGGCGGUUUCACCUUCAUCAGGACAGGGGCUGAGACCGAAGCCCCCUGCGGCUGACUGACUGAGGAAGGGCCGUCACUGGCGGGUGGACCCAGGAGGCGUGUGCGGCCUGCCCGCUGCUUCCUCGGCCUCAGGCCUCUGACGUGUCUGCACGAGUGGCUGGGGACUCUGGUUCUUGCCUAAGGUCGCAAGGACAGGGCCUCAGACCCGCAGACGAGUCAUGUGAAGCGCUUCUGCGUAGUCUGGCUCGUGGGGAGAGGCAGUUGGAAGGUGGAAGGAGGAAUCCUCCAGUCAGAAAGGGGACAUGAUCGGAUUAUCAUUUCAGGUAGCAAUUAUUUUUAUUUCCUAUAUGGGAACGUGAUAUAUAGCUUUAAUUUGUUUCCAAAGCACUUUGAUCUGCUUUCCUUCAUUUAAACCAAAACACAAUUUUUAAAGGGUCACAUGGAGCAGCUGAGCCCCUGGUAGGACCCCAGAACUAAGAGUCACUGGGCUGCAGGACCGUCAGUUCUUGUGACAGGAGGAGAUAUGGUCCCCCAGAACUUGGUCAUCGAGCGCAAACUACCAAGGAAGCCUUGACGAGGGAGUCCUGCAGUCUCUUCCCCAGGCCACCUGGCUCACCAGGUGCCCCCAAAGCCCCGUUCUCUGGCAGUGUCCUCUCCCUCCCUCCCCGCCACUUUUAAUUAAUCACACAGUAGAAGUGCUCGCUGGCCUAAAAGCUCAGCUGGGGCUACAGCCUCGGAGGAAGUGUGUGAGUACACACUCCCAGACACCACUGCAUCACUGCUUCCACUCUGCAAAUCCGCCAGGAGUCUCCUCUUUAUUUUUGUGGAAGAUUUAUUACAUGACAAUAAAUUUAAAUGAUAAACUUGAA